This is a messenger RNA of Polyodon spathula (Mississippi paddlefish), 4316 nucleotides long. RefSeq names its product atlastin-1. The transcript has 14 exons. Gene Ontology annotation, molecular function: GTPase activity; GTP binding. The record is from RefSeq and is a predicted model, not a curated record. Lineage: Eukaryota; Metazoa; Chordata; Actinopteri; Acipenseriformes; Polyodontidae. Gene Ontology annotation, biological process: protein homooligomerization; endoplasmic reticulum organization. The coding region runs from base 162 to 1847 and encodes 561 amino acids.
GGUAUUGCACCUCGGUGCUGAGAGUGAGGCUCCGGCAAGCAUCCUCCCAAAAUCCGAGAGCAUCUUCGAGCAUCUUCGUGCAGCCUCCCUCAUCUCCAUGCACGCAGACUGCUCUGGUGCUCAUCACAGACAACACAGGGAGGGUCAGGACACGCGAUACCAUGGCCAGAAACCGCGCAGAAAGAAAUAGUUGGGCAGGCAGCUUCACGGAGAAGGGUGGGGCCUAUGACUGGAGCUCGGAGGAGGAGGAGCCUGUGGUGAGGGCGGAGCCGGUGCAGGUGCUGGUGGUCAAGGAUGACCACUCCUUCGAGCUGGACGAGGCGGCGCUGAGCCGCAUCCUGCUGUCCGAGGCCGUGCGGGACCGGGAGGUGGUGGCCAUCUCUGUGGCCGGAGCGUUCCGCAAGGGCAAGUCGUUCCUCAUGGACUUCAUGCUGCGUUACAUGUACAACCUGGGCUCUGAGGAGUGGCUGGGCGUGUCUGAUGAGCCCCUCACUGGCUUCUCGUGGAGAGGAGGGUCAGAGCGAGAGACCACUGGCAUCCAGAUCUGGAACGAGGUCUUCUUGGUGGACAAGCCCGACGGCAGGAAGGUGGCGGUGUUGCUGAUGGACACACAGGGCACCUUCGACAGCCAGUCGACGCUGCGAGACUCGGCCACUGUGUUCGCUCUCAGCACCAUGAUCAGUUCCAUGCAGGUUUACAACAUAUCCCAAAACGUGCAAGAGGAUGAUCUGCAGCACUUACAGCUCUUCACAGAGUACGGCCGGCUGGCUAUGGAAGAGACGUUUCUGAAGCCUUUCCAGUCCAUGAUCUUCCUGGUGCGGGACUGGAGCUUCCCCUACGAGUUCCCCUACGGACAGGACGGAGGCAUGAGAUUCCUGGAGAAGAGGCUCAAGAUCUCUGAGAAUCAGCACGAGGAGCUGCAGAACGUGCGCAAACACAUCCACUCCUGCUUCACCAACAUCUCUUGCUUCCUCCUGCCGCACCCGGGGCUCAAGGUGGCCACCAACCCCAACUUCGACGGCCGGCUCAAAGAGAUCGACGGGGAGUUCAUCAGAAACCUGAAGGUGCUGGUGCCCUGGCUGCUCAGUCCUCAGAACCUCGACGUCAAAGAGAUCAAUGGAAACAACAUCACCUGCCGUGGCCUCGUCGAGUACUUCAAGGCCUACAUAAAGAUCUACCAAGGGGAGGAGCUCCCUCACCCCAAGUCAAUGCUGCAGGCUACAGCGGAGGCGAACAAUCUGGCGGCAGUAGCAGCAGCAAAGGACCUGUACAACAAGAAGAUGGAGGAGGUGUGCGGGGGGGACCGACCCUUCCUGGCGCCCGCCGCCCUGCAGGCACGGCACGGGGAGCUGCGCGAGGAGGCCCUGCGGCUCUUCCGCGGGGUGAAGAAGAUGGGCGGGGAGGAGUUCAGCCGCCGCUACCUGCAGCAGCUGGAGGGCGAGAUUGACGAGGUGUUCCUGCAGUACAUCAAGCACAACGACUCCAAGAACAUCUUCCAUGCGGCCCGCACGCCGGCCACGCUCUUCGUGGUCAUCUUCAUCAUGUACGUGGUGGCCGGCGUCACCGGCUUCGUGGGCGUGGACGUCAUCGCCAGCCUCUGCAACAUGAUCCUGGGGCUGACGCUCAUCACUCUCUGCACCUGGGCUUACAUCCGCUACUCGGGGGAGUACAGGGAGCUGGGGGCCGUCAUAGACCAGGUGGCAGGGGCGCUGUGGGACCAGGGAAGCACGAACGAGGCUCUAUACAAGCUGUACAACGCUGCAGCCGGGCACCGGCACCUGUACCACCAUGCCUUCCCCACGCCUGAGCCCGAGCCACACGCACACCCCGACAGAAAGCAGAACUGACUGUCCAAACCACCGCCCCCCUCGCCCUCCACCCUGCGGGACUCUCCAGGUGCAUGAGAGGCACAAAGCAUACAGCUGUUAUUUUUGGUUGCUGUACUAUAAUUUACUUGGAUCUGUGUGAGAUGCAUACACUUACUGUAUAUAGCUAAUGGGGAACAAUGUGAGAUUCAUACACUGUAUAUCGCUAGUCUUAAUCCACAGGUGCAGGGGUCAACAAGGUAUCAAAACCACUUUAUCAGUCAACAUGCUUUUAUUGAUUGAUUGAUUUAAUCAUUAAAUUCAUGUUUUAUUCUUGUUCAAAGAAACUGCAGUUGCACUGUUAACAUUUCGCCUGGGCAUGAGAACAUUGAGGCAAGUUACAAUCCAAUUAAGAAUUUAGAUACCACAUGACCAUUUUAAAGGGGACUAAAAUUAUUCAAUUCUGUACCUCUCCAGUGGCACUAAUAUUUUGUCCCAAUUAAAUUAACUGUCAGCUAGUACAGGACGCUGGCUGGGCUGCACAAUUCUCCAAACCUGAAGAAACAACUGCCAAAUUUUUUAGAAAUGAAAACUUUUAAAAGCUGGUGUCAAAGGUCUCAUUUUCAAGAGAUAGAGCCAGUGAGCUGCAGUGGUUCUUCUUACUUGGUUUGUAUGUGUGUCUGCUCUCAACCCCCACAUCUCCAACCCAACUGGCAUAUCUGGAUGAAAUAAAAGAGCACAUUUGAAUGUGUACCAUCAGAUCAGCACUUGUUUAGCACAGCUCGAUGCAGCGAACCACAGGAGGUAGCGAGUGUGCCGACAUAGAACCACUGCAGAGCGGAGAGGGAAGGGAGUUUGUAUAAAGAAACAUGGAAAGACCCCCACAGAAGUGCAGCAUUCACUGAGGACUAUGUGCAGCAUAUUUAAAAGCACACAUUCAGAAGCGAAAAGGGCUUGUGAGCUGCUCGCAGUAACAUAAUAAGCGUGCAAGUCCAGGAUCACGGUCAGGCUGGGUAGCCAUGUGCUUUGUAAAGAUGGAGAGCAUGUUAAAAAACAGUAGUAGUAAAAUUGCUCAACAUAAUGGGGCUACUCAGGAGCCGAGCCCCACGUGACCAUAGUGCACCCUGUGGUAGUUCCAUUAACAGUGGACCAACUUCCAUAGUAAAUAUAUCAUUUCAGGACGUCACUUGUAGGCAAAAUUAUAGAAGCCUUUUCCGUUUUGUUUCGACCACCGAGACAGAAAAAGAGCAUGUUUAGGACACACAGUUCAAGCUCAAGAAUCUUACUAUCUAGUAUGGCAAAUGCAGUGGCAUUAUUUAUUUAGCUGGAGUUAGCCCAUCAUCUUAAAAUGUAAAAAACAAAACCAGAAAUGUUUCUUUGGAUUUAACCCCAUGGUAAUUCCACCAAAUGAACAAUCAUUUAUAAAAAAUAAUAAUAAAAACACAUUAUGGUUAAUGCUGAAUCACAUAUUUUGUAGGGGAGCCUAACAAUGCCUGGAAUAAGAUGUCUCCCUGCAAGCUGCUUCACUGUUCAGAGCAAUCUGUUGUUCCUUGGCAGCGCUUGGGCCCUGAUUUUUAUUGCUUAAUUGAUCUGGGCUCACAGAAGCAGCAGCAACACAUCUAGAUCAUUGCAAUGCAGCAUCCUUUGUAUUGUUGCUGUCGGAUUAUAGUAAUAUCAGUGGAUGGCUAACGGAGAACUAGAACUGUUUCUAUCUUGGAAAAGGUUUUCAAACACAGCGAUCCAAGCAGCCCUUUCCCAGCACUGAGGAUCAUCCUUUUUAAAUUUUCAUAACUUUUCCAAGUGCUUAGCUUGUGUUGCUUGCUCUUUUCACUUGCUCUUUAAAAAGUUGCUUGAUAUUACAUGACCUUUAACCAACUCCUACAGUGAUAAUCCCCUUCAUUUUUAUACUGUGCUUCAAAUCAUACCAACUUCUGAAACCCAGACGAACUUGGAACAGCACUGGCACCUCUCUCUGGCUGGCUGUCAGGCCAUAAACAAGCACACAUAAACUGAGCACAGGUCCGCCUGAAUCGCUUCUACUUGUAAAACAGUUGCUUGUGAUUUGUAGAAAGCUGUAAGUGUCUUGAUUUGGUUAAAUAAUUCAGUUUGUAGAAUGUACUGCCCUGCAUUCCAGGAGAACCAUCGCUGCUGCUUCUCCACAUUGCUGAAAAGCCAAGCAACGUUAACAAGGCAAUUACACUGGCUGCUUCGCACCGCGUAGCAAACAUCUGUUUAUCAGAACCAGAGAGAUCAGAGCCCAUGAGAGACAAAGCAGGUCGGGUCAGGUAGCCCCAACAGGGUCUUACCAAAGACGUUUAUUAUAUCGUAAUACUUUAUCAAACAUGAAUCUGUCGCGAUUUAACAGGAAGAAAAAAAAAAUAACACAAGCUUCAAGGACAGUAACAUGCUUUUCAGUAUGCAUUGACUUGUCUUCCAUGCUGUGUAAUCUCUUCUUUCUCAUGAGGCGCUGACUGUUGUUGAUCUUGUUUUAUAAUAAAUGGAGAAAAACAA